AUUCAUAUUUCUUCCAUAUUUCCACCAAUGUCUCUCAAACCUUUUUCUGAAUCAUACUAUUAAAAAAAAAUUAUUCCCCUUUUGUGGGUCUUACAUGCUAGCUAAACAACUGAACUUCUCCAUCUUCUAAGCAAAGUAUUUCUUUUAUUUUCUAUUUUUGAUUGGGUAACAAAAAGUAGAAAAUAUAAAAAAGUUGAGUAAUUUCAGAAAUUCCAAAGUCUAAACAUAAUUUUUGGUCCAACAUUUUGCAGACAUAAUAACUUCUGCUCACGAUAGAAGCGUGAAAGUCAAUUCUUCUACAAAAAUGGCGGUUUGAUUUUUAAAUUGAUUUGGUUUUUUUUUUUCUUAUUCAUUUACAUAAAAAGUUGAAAUUUUUAUUUAUAAUUUACUCUGUUUUUUUUACAGUCUGACAGAUGAUGUUGCUUUCUUCAAUACCCAGUAUCAGAUUUUGCCCCCCUUGUUCAAGUUUGAAAGUUGAAAUCAAAUUUAAUUAAACUUUUUUCUUUAUUUAUUUUUAUUAAAGUUUGUAUUUUUCUUAUUCAAUUAUUCAUACUUUCCAAGUUUAGCAAAUACCCAUUAUUUAAAAAUUCAUAAUUUUUGUUGGGUCACUUUUUUUUUAUUAUUAAAGUGAAGCCAAAGACUCAAACUUUUAAAAUUUAUUAAAAAAUUAUUGUGGAUUAUGUGAUGAGAUCAUGUGGGUCAGAUGUGGAUGAUAACAGCUUCAAGUGGAUAACCAUCAUUUGAUCCCAUCUCAUGGAAUAUAAUGAGCUUUACCCCAUUCCAAAUUUAUAGUCACUCUAUCUAUAAAAUAUUAAAUUUUUAAGAUUUUUGAUAUUUAUAUUAUCAUAUAUCAUAUACUUUUAUGUAUGUAUAUAUAUUAUACUAUAUAAUUUUUGCUUUGUGUAGUGGACAUGGAGUGGUGGUAGAUAUGGAGUGGAGCCUCCUAUUAUAAAUUCUUGGAUUUGAUUUGAUUUUAGGAGGCCAAUCUGCUUAUGGGUUUUGCAGGACGAAUUCAGGACAUCAAUGGAUGACAUUUUUAUCAGGAUCUUGGAUUUGACAUCUUACAUAAGCAGUCCACUGCUUCACUUUCUUGAUUUGUACUUCGGAAUCUUUAAUGGGUGUCCUGCAGUAGAGUAUCCAAGUUCUGCAAGUUAUCAUGAGCGCCAAUUUACUUUCAAAGAAUGUGCAUCAUCUUCUAACCAUAGUGUUGCCACACAUAGAGGAACACAAAGAAGGUUGGUAAAUGCCAAAGAGCACUUGUGUGUGAAUACAGGUACAGAAGCUGGGGACACUCACGGAGGAACGUCCCUUGUUCUUAAAAGAUUGACUCUUCCAUUGUGUGGUUUGAGAUUAUUCCGGAGAUUGGCAUUGGCUUCUUGGAGAUGUUUCCUUGGGUUUUGCAAACACACCAUAGAACGAGUUAAGAGCAUCAUAUCUAGAGUGCAGAAGGGUUUGCGUGGGUCAUCUGAUGAUAUAGGAUGGAUGCAACGCACUCCUGGGCUGCCUCCGGUUAAAGAUGGAACAACUAGGUUCUUGGAACUGCUUCAGGGUGUCAGGAACGGGAAACAUAUACUGCCUGAUUCAUUUGUAUACCUUCUUAUACCAGGCCUCUUUAGUAAUCAUGGCCCCUUGUACUUUGUUGCCACCAAGAGAUUCUUUUCAAAGAUGGGCCUCGCUUGCCAUAUUGCCAAGAUUCAUAGUGAGGCAUCAGUGGAGCACAAUGCAUGGGUUUUAAAAAAUUAUAUUGAGGAGCUUUACUGGGGAUCUGGAAAGCGUGUGAUGCUUCUUGGUCAUAGCAAAGGCGGAGUUGAUGCAGCAGCAGCAUUGUCAAAAUACUGGCCAGACUUGCAAGGCAAGGUUGCAGGGUUGGCCCUCGUGCAGAGUCCAUAUGGGGGAACCCCCAUUGCAUCUGAUGUACUUCGUGAAGGGCAGGUUGCAGACAAGAAAGCUAGGAGAGUUAUGGAGCUUCUAAUUUGCAAACUGAUCAAGGGCGAUUUUCAGGCCAUGGAGGACCUCACUUAUGAAAAAAGGAAGGAUUUUAUCUUAAGCCACAAACUUCCUGAAGAAAUCCCACUCAUCUCAUUCCAUUCUGAAGCAAAUAUUGCUCCCAGUGUUCUAGCCACAUUGACACAAAUAGCCCAUGCCGAGCUCCCAUGGUUUCCUCUCCCGACAUUUUCUGAUGGCCCCUCCAACGACUGUGUACAACCAUCUCGAAAGGUACCUGUUGUGAUUCCCUUAUCAGCUGCCAUGGCGGUCUGUGCUCUCCACCUUAGACUAAGGUACGGGGAAAAAAGCGAUGGCCUUGUUACAUGUCGUGAUGCUGAAGUCCCCGGUUCUGUCGUGAUUAGGCCUGAUAAGAAGUUUGAUCAUGCUUGGAUGGUUUACUCUUCAUGGAAAAAGAAUCCUACUGAGCCUGAUUGUUGUGAAAUGUGUGAAGCUAUUUUGACCUUGCUUGUGGAGCUUGGUGAGACUAAGAACAAGGGGAAAAACAAAUGGUGAUUGAUGAAAAAACAAACUCAUCCUAUAUAUAUUUGUUUGAAUUAUCUUGUUGCUAUUGGUUUUGAAAGAUAGAUACCACAAAAGAAGGAAAAAAAACAAAGAAAGGGAGAAAAUUUUGAUUUUUGCAAGGAGAUGAAUGGAAAGUACCUAAAGAACUCAUACUCUUUGAUUUUGUAAAAAUAGACCUUAUACUAAUAUGAGUUCAUAGUUACAAUUAAA
Messenger RNA from Beta vulgaris subsp. vulgaris (sugar beet), 2718 nucleotides. RefSeq lists its product as hypothetical. The transcript is spliced from 9 exons. The coding region runs from base 1024 to 2499 and encodes 491 amino acids. NCBI's taxonomy places the organism in Eukaryota, Viridiplantae, Streptophyta, Magnoliopsida, Caryophyllales, Amaranthaceae. The record is from RefSeq and is a predicted model, not a curated record.